AUGGGUAGCACAACCUUGGCUUUCAGCACUCCUUUGCGCAUUUUCUUUUUUGAACUCAGGCCUGUAAGAGCAGCUUUGCAAGGCCGAGUACUCGUGCUGGAAGGGAUCGAGAAGGCAGAACGCAAUGUACUGCCGCUUCUCAACAACCUUUUGGAGAACAGAGAGAUGCAGCUCGAGGACGGACGUUUUUUGAUGUCCCAUGGCCGCGUCACAGGAUCUGGCAAAGUCAAGGGCAACCAGGACCUGAAGCUUGAGCCAGUGCACCCGGAGUUUAUUGUCAUUGCUAUAGGCAUGCCAAAGAGAGGCAAUCCCCUAGACCCACCCCUGAGAUCACGCUUUGCUGGACAUGUCCUUUGGCCUCCCUCUGUACCAGAGGUCCUGCGGCAAAUCAACCGCUUGGAAGCUCCGCCACAAGAUGAUGACCUGAAAGAGUUUAAGAAGGUCUUGCAAGUACUUCAAAGCUUCAUAAAGCACGCGAAGCAGGGUGGCAUACGAGUGCCCCCAUUGCCGGACCGGGCGGCUAUCCGGACCGCUCGUUUGCUGCAGCUAUUUGGUGGCUCAUCUCUUGCCUUCAUCAAGCGUGCUUAUCCGCUUGAGCUGAUGCUAAAUUCAACUGCCCUUGGCCAGCUUGCCACGGGGCUAGCCAGUCAGGGCUUGCGUGAGAAGGAAGGUGCCUACACCAUUUCCUCCAUCAGCAGUACUGCUUCUGGAACUGCAAGUGCGACCUUUCGGAAGCCUUCUGGAGAGGAGAAGGAGAUCCUGGUCCAAGCCGGUACCUGGCUGUCCGCUCCAGACAUGGAGCAUUUGUCACCAGCACAGCAGAAAGUGGUCGCUGCAAUGCUGCAAGAUCAUGCCGCUGACAUCGACAUGUGUUUGGUGGGCGAGAAGGGCGUGGGAAAGACUAUGAUCCUUCGCACAUUUAGACAAAUGCUGGGCUAUCGCUGCAAAACGGUCUUUUGCUUCAAGGACCUGAUGGCGCGGGACUUGCUACAGAGACGUUCUACUGACCCGAAGGGUCAGACGGAGUGGCAAGAUUCUCCAGUCGCGGAGGCCGCUAUAGCAGGGCACCUGGUGGUUCUGGAUGGCCUGCAACGACUGGCACCAGGGAACAUCUAUGCUUCGCUAGGUCCGCUCUUGCUGGAUCGAGAGGCCACGCUGCCGGAUGGCAGUCGUUUGGUCUCCCCACGCCGGUGGAGAAGACUUCUGGAAGUUCGUGGUCUGCCAGAAGACUGCAAGGAAUAUGAAGAGGAAGGCAUCAGAUUCAGAUCAGUACAUCCUGCUUUUCGCUGCAUCGCCACUGCUGAGUGGCCAGUUGCUCGAGGAGUUGUGACCUGGCUGGAUGACGAGGUCACCACCCUCUUUCAUUUCCAUCACGUCAAUCCUUUGCCAGAGGAGGAGCAGCUCAGUCUUGCCACAGGCUCUGGAACCAAGCUGAGGAUGCAAAUGAAGGAAAGCCAUGUGAAGGUGUUUCGUGCUUUGCUUGUUUAUGGUGACAAGCUUCGGAAAGCACUUGUGGACGAGCCCGGGCUUGAGCCGCUGAGGUUAAGCCUUCGGGUGUUGCUGCGAAUCGCAAAGCAUUUGCGACAGCGGCCUGAGGAUGUUCACGGCGCACUGAGUCGCGCUUUUGCAGCGUGUUUGCGCUUUCUUCCAAACUCUUCGCAGGAGGCAGUGCUGGGCAUGCUGCAAAUGGCUCUUCGUUCUACAGGCGCACCGACUCUGCCAUGGACCAGCUCUGUCCCAGACACUGCCGAGUCACGGCGUCGCCGCGAGGAUCUGCGUGAGCUGGAAUACAUGGCUAUCCAGGCUAGAAUGAUGGGUGGUGGAGACAUGGUGGAUGAGGCACGAGAGAAGGCAGAAACUGACAGGAAGAAGCAGCGUGAAGAUCGGCUCCGAGAGCUUAGGAAGUUGGGACAGCAGGGCUUUUCGAGGAAAGCCCUUGAUGCAGCCAGCAUCAGCGGCGGUGUCCUGCGCAUCGGAGACGUUUCCUGCCCACUGCGCACACCCUCAAGGCCAGAGCUUGUUCCUGACGUAGCCUUUGUGGACAUCCCGCAGCAGACAGAGAUUCUGAAGGAUAUGUUGCUGGACUGGUCUCUAGGUCAUCACUUGCUGCUGGUGGGUAACCAGGGCGUCGGCAAGAACAAGCUAACCGACCGCUUGCUGGGCUUGCUUCAAUGCGAGCGAGAGUAUGUCCAAUUACAUCGAGAUACUACGGUGCAAAGUUUGACCUUAUCUCCCUGCUUGAAAGCUGGCGUGGUAACUUGGGAAGACUCACCAUUGCUACGUGCGGUGAAACACGGCCGCUGUUUGGUGGUAGACGAAGCAGACAAGGCACCACUGGAGGUGGUUUGUGUCUUGAAGGCACUGUCGGAAGAUGGCGAGUUGAGCCUGUCAGACGGUCGCACCAUUGUCAGACCAGACAGUGCCAUCGACCGUCGAGAUGUGGUGAGGAUGUCCAGCGAUUUCCGGCUCAUUGUCUUGGCCAAUCGACCGGGCUAUCCUUUCAUGGGCCACGACUUCUUCAAGCUUUGUGGCGAUGUGUUCAGCUGCCACGUGGUGGACAACCCGGACAUCGCAAGUGAAGUCGCCCUCCUUCGAAGUGUUGGCCCUGAUGUGCCAGAAGAGCAGGUGCUGCAGCUCUCUGUGCUCUUUGCAGAGUUGAGGGAGAUGGUUGAGGCCGGGCAAUUGGCAUAUCCAUACUCCACACGUGAGUUGGUCAAGCUGGUGUCACACGCCCAGCGAUUUCCAAAGGAUCGCUUGGAGGAGUUAGCCUCCACAGUCUUUGCGUUUGACCUGGCGGACGAGAAGAAACGGACACCACUUUUGGGGGUCUUGCAACGGCAUGGGAUUGCGACAACAGAGGAGAGCAUUCGUCUUUUGGAUGGCUACACGUCGGGGGACAUGAGCCUCAAAUUGGAUGAGGGCCGGGACAAGUCGAAGGACGUGGUCAACAAGGAGAAUCCGGAUGGCACCCGUCCACCUGAUAUGGCACCCGGUGGGCCCAAGCAUGGUAAGUGGGAUGGCCAAGAACACAUCGGAGGCAAUCAAUUUGCUGGUGGAAGUGGUGGCACUGGAACAGCAGGACUUGGUGGACGCUGGGGUCCGUAUCGCCUGGAUGUGGGACAGAAGCUGGUCCAGGUGUCUGAAGAUUCGAAGAAAGGUCUCGACGAGGAGACAAAACGCAAAGCUCAAGAGAUGGCAGAUGAUGCUUACAGGAAGAGGCUGGCAGAGAUGAAGAUGUCGUUGAAGGAAGGGCAAGCAUAUGCCGCUUUGCGAGAUGCAGUUGCAUCUCAAAUUCAAGAGAUGAAGGUCUGUUUGGAAAGUCAAGAGGCUCGCGAGCGGGAGCGGCAAUGGCUGAAGAACCAGAGUACUGGUGAAUUGGAUGAGAACCGCUUGGUGGACAGCAUCACUGGCUGCAAAACUGUGUAUAUGCGACGUGGCCAACCAGACAGCUUUGCCUUUGGCCGUCAGCAACAUCCCAAGCGGAUUACUUUUGUUAUGGAUAUCAGUGGCAGCAUGUACACUUUCAACCGCAUUGAUCGACGCUUGCAGCGUCUGCAGGAAGUGGCUACCUUCAUUUUUGAGAGCUUCGCCGGCUUUGAGGAGAAGUAUCAGUAUCGCAUGGUCGGCCAUAGUGGUACUGGGCCCGAAGAGCGAUUGGUGGAAUGGGCAAAGCCGCCUCUGACGGACAAGGACCGCUUGGAAAUCGCAAAAACCAUGGAGGCACAUGCUCAGUUCUGCUACCCUGGGGACCAUACCUUGGAGGCAACCAUGCGUGCCAUCAAGGAGAUUGGAACCCAAGAGGCUGACGAACGGCUUGUUCUGGUCGUGAGCGACGCAGACUUGCAAAG
This is a messenger RNA of Durusdinium trenchii, 3848 nucleotides long. The record is from the annotation of a GenBank genome assembly. Lineage: Eukaryota; Dinophyceae; Suessiales; Symbiodiniaceae.